This is a messenger RNA of Clupea harengus (Atlantic herring), 1655 nucleotides long. RefSeq names its product opsin 7, group member b (gene opn7b). The record is from RefSeq and is a predicted model, not a curated record. Gene Ontology annotation, biological process: visual perception; G protein-coupled receptor signaling pathway. NCBI's taxonomy places the organism in Eukaryota, Metazoa, Chordata, Actinopteri, Clupeiformes, Clupeidae. Gene Ontology annotation, molecular function: G protein-coupled receptor activity. Gene Ontology annotation, cellular component: membrane.
AGGGAGGGGAGGGAUGAACCAGUCAGAGCGCGUAGAAAGCGAGCCUCUCAGUUGCAGGCUAGCCGUUCAGUCUGCCUGUGCCCUGCGCGUGCUGUGGGAGGCUUCACCGGCUCCACUCUUAGUUUAGCAACACGCACACACAUACACACGCGUGUGCACGCAGCUCUCUGUGUAUGCGUGCGUGUGUGUGUCAAAGGCAUGUUACCAACCAACCAGCCAGCAGCAGCAGCAGAAGCAUGAAUCCUCUUCUUCUGUUCUCCUCUCCUUAUCCCCCCUCUUCCAAAACGACUCCUGCGCCCAAGGGAGACUGCGCCCCGCCGACGGACUCUAUCCUAAGCCCGCACGCUCGCGUAAGGACCGGCGUCUCCUCCUCCCUGUAAGAAAUGGGAAAUGCCUCUGAUAUUGAAUUGUUUGUGUCCAAAAUAUCCAAGGAGAGUGACUACAUUCUGGCCUCCAUCUACACCCUCUUUGGUGUCAUGUCUCUGAUGGGGAACAGCAUCCUGCUGUUUGUGGCCUACCGGAAGAAGUCCUCUCUGAAGCCGGCCGAGUUCUUUGUCAUCAGUCUGUCCAUCAGUGACCUGGGCAUGACCUGCACUCUGUUUCCCUUCGCCAUCCCCUCUGCUUUAGCAAAAAUGUGGCUGUUUACUGAGCCCAUGUGUAUGGUCUAUGCCUUCUGUGGUGUCUUCUUUGGCCUGUGCAGUCUGACCAACCUGACUGUCCUCUCAUCCGUGUGCUGGCUCAAAAUCUGCUGCCCCAACUACGGCAGCAAGUUCUCACCGCGGUACGCUUGCCUCCUGGUGUUAUGCUCGUGGUGCUAUGCGCUGAUCUUCGCCGUGGGGCCCGCGACCGGGUGGGGGGAGUAUGGCCCUGAGCCCUACGGCACGGCCUGCUGCAUCAACUGGCAUCUACCACACACCAACAAGACGGCGAUGAGCUACAUCAUCUGCCUCUUCCUCUUCUGCUACAUAGUGCCCUGCUCCGUCAUCUUCCUCUCUUACCUCUUCAUCCUGCUGACGGUGCGCGGCGCCCAAAAGGCUGUGCAGCAACACGUCUCACCCCAGAACAAGAUCACCAACGCCCAGACGCUUAUCGUCAAGCUCUCCGUGGCGGUGUGCAUUGGCUUCCUGAUGGCGUGGAGUCCUUACGCACUGGUCUCCAUGUGGGCAGCGUUCUGCAGCUCAGAUGAUAUCCCCCCCAUAGCGUUUGCGGUGGCGGCCAUCUGUGCCAAGUCCUCCACCCUCUAUAACCCUAUGGUCUACUUGAUAUUCAAGCCCAACUUCCGCAGACUCGUAUGCCGGGACGCUACUCUCUGUUGCCAUGUCAUGUGCCAUUGCCUGGGCCCGCCCGAACCAGCCCCGAAGGAAUCGUGCGAGUUGUCGCGGCGCAAGGGGAUCAAGGAGGACGGCAACUCCACACGGCAGUCCAACGGGCUGCCUGAGACGCAUGUGGCCUGCAGGCACUGCCCCGAGGGCAAUGCCGGCCAAUGCCUGGACGUCACACCACUCAGGACUGCCCGGAUCCUCACCGGCUCCAUCAACCGCGAGAUGGCAGUCAGCCAGCUUUCCAACGACCACAGCGACUUCCUGUAGCGCUGGAGAGAGGGCUUGUGGGAUAUGGGAAAAGGUGUGAGGGUGGGGGGGGGGGGUUGGCAGGGA